Molecule: messenger RNA, 2050 nt
Organism: Mytilus trossulus (common blue mussel)
Lineage: Eukaryota; Metazoa; Mollusca; Bivalvia; Mytilida; Mytilidae
Exons: 2
Coding region: 452-1867 (471 amino acids)
Source: RefSeq, a predicted model, not a curated record
ACAGAUUCUUAAAAAUUUGUGAGCUAUCCAUAAUAGUGAUAAAACUAUUGGGUAUCGGAACGUUUAGAGACGUAUAAUGGAUAACCUAUUUCGAUUCCUCUUAAAUAUUUCAUGAGUUAAAAGUUUCAUCUUACAAGAAGAAUUGCAUCUUUAUCUUCAAAUUGGAAUUGAAUUAAUGUUUAUGAUACGAUAGUUUAUCCUUUUAAAUGUUCACAUAGAACAUGAUCGAUCUAUGUGUACAUUGUACCAUGACAACCGGGGUUUGACAAAGACGAUUUAAAGAGUUAUUUAUACAAUACAUACCGUGGCCUUUAACAUGGAAUUAAAGUAUGGAAUCACACGUUGUAGUGUUAUGUGUUAGUUUGUUCUAAACUUCUGAUAUAUUAAAAUAACAACUUUUUACAUGACUGUGGUUUUCAAAAUUUUGCUUGAGGUUUCAACCAUGUAGAUCAUGGCCUCAUCGAAUGCGACUAUUGUUAGUAACGACAGCGAUCCAGAACCACCCAGAAAUUCUUCAGAUAAAGUAUUGUCUCGAAUCAAUUUAAGUUUUCACGAAUCAAAAGCAGAUCAGAUAUUCAGACUUGUACAAGACCAAGAGGAAUUAAAUAAAAAGUUUACCGAACGCGCCUUACAUCGCCAAGACGAUCACUGUGCGGAAGGGGAUAAUAGCUUAAGUGAUAGCUCAUUUAAAGAGACAGAAAAAAGACUAUCACAACGUCUCUCUGUGCAUAAACAAAAAGGUGGUAGAUCUAAAACUUCUAUGGGAUUUCAUAAUGAUAAAAAUAUAAUAAAUAAUUCAUCAUCAGACGAGGAGGAAACAAAAAUGGCCGACGAAGAACGAAUGAUAAAUACCAGGAUUAAUCGUCCAAAAUCCAGUUACGUCCGACGACGCCAUCUACCGGCGGACGAUGAAGAUGAGAGUCCCGUUGACUCUACUGCACAAAGACGCUGCCGGUCUACAAGACCAACUUCUAGACUAGGAAAACGAGAUGUCGAGGGUUCAUAUCGCGAGUGUCCUAGUCGACAUGAAGGCGAUAACAGAAAAAUGGUGCUAACAGAGACAUCAUUUAACGUCCAGGCUCCGCCAGCCACGCCUACUAAUGACAUUAUUGACCCUGUAGGGUACGACAGGUAUGCUCAUAUGAAGACACCUGUACCAUGUGUUGAACCUGAUAUAACACGUGAACGACCGGGUAUUUCACGUGAACGAACUGGUAUAAUACGUGAGCGAACUGGUAUAAUUCGUGAGCGAACUGGUAUAAGACGUGAACGAACUGAUUUACGAAGCACAAAUAAAAACUCUGAAAAUACCAAUACAACAAACACAAGCUUCAGUAAAGCACAAUAUGAAAAACAUGCCAGAAAUCGUCAAAGAGAAGACACAAUGUCUGAAAUUUCGACCAGACAACGACAUCGCAGGCAGCAAUAUGGUAAUGUUCGGGCUAGUCGACCUACUUCUGAAAAUGUGUAUCUUGUGCGUCAAAGAACGGAAGCGAGGUUACUAAAAAACGGAAAUUCUACUUCAAAUAUGAACAAUAGACCGAAGUCAGAUAGGGUCAUUAUGACUUCAAAUGGACCAAAGCCUAUACUGUCAAUUGAUUCUAAUCCAGUCAAUAGUACGACAUUAAGUUACCAGAAAAAUAGUGUUCAGUCGUCACAAAAUACAACAUUGGACUAUACAUCAUCCUCACGACCUAUGUCUCGACGUGGGGGACGUUCUUCUCAGGAAGUAGCAAAUCGGCCUCCAGGGGUAAUUGCAAAUAGACCUCCUUUAAGUCUUAUGAAACUACCGCCUUUAGACUCCUCUGUUAGUAAACGUGCUGAGAGGACACUAGCUUUAACGAAUGCACGUGAAACGUGUGUAUAAUGUAACUAAAAAGAUGUUAUAUUUACUUUUGUGCAUUUUACGUUGCCAUUUAUGCUACAAUUUUGUGCUUUAUGUAACAAGGAAUUUUAUAAAUCCCUUAUUAUGACGUAAGUAACUGAGAAAAUUACACAUGCAAUAAAUAAAUUGUAUGUGGAAAUUGAUUUGUUAAUAAAAAUCAUAAAA